ACCAUGACAUCACCAAAGGUCCUUUCGCACACUAGGAUGUUCCAGACUCUGGCAUGUAGCGGAGGCAUGGUCGUGACGUCAUCACAGGUCCUUUCGCCCAGCAGGCUGUAGGCUGCCACAUCUCCUGUCCCAGCCGGCAGUCGCCCGUGCGCCCACGUUGCAGCUGUCGUGAUUGUGCAGCUCAGGAUCUGCUGACGCCAUGGACUGUGACAUCAUGGAGAAUGACAUUCUGGAGGCGCUGGAGGAUUUAGGAUACAAAGGUUCCUUGAUGGAUGAAGGAGCCUUGAUCCAAGCUGCCGCCCAAGGAGCUCUUUCCCCAGAAUAUACCAAGCUGUGUGCUUGGCUUGUAACAGAGCUAAGGUUGUUCUGCAAAUUGGAAGAAAACGUAGAAGCAACGAAUAGCCCUGCCGAAGCAGAAGGGUUCCAGUUAGAAAUGAGUGGCCUACUGACUGAGAUGAACUGUCCAUAUACAUCUUUGACAUCUGGAGAUGUCACCAAACGUCUUCUCGAUAAGACUAACUGUCUUCUCCUCCUGACGUAUUUGAUAUCGGAACUUGAGGCUGCAAGAAUGCUGUGUGUAAAUAUACCUGCAAAAAAAGAGCAAGAUGGUGGCAGUGACGUCUUCAAGGAGCUCAAGACAAUAUGUAUGACUCUCGGAAUGUCCAAGCCUCCAGCCAAUAUAACUAUGUUCCAGUUUUUCAGUGGAAUUGAGAAAAAAUUAAAAGAAACUUUAGCAAAAGUGCCACCUAGUCAUUUAGGAAAGCCUCUCCUAAGCAAGACGUUGGGGCCAUCUCACUGGGAGAAAAUUGAAGCAAUUAACCAAGCCAUAACCAACGAGUAUGAAGUCCGGAGGAAAAUGUUAGUGAAACGUCUGGAUGUGACCGUGCAGUCUUUUGGCUGGUCAGAAAGGGCAAAGAGUCAUACUGAAAAGCUGGCAAAGGUUUACCAGCCGAAGCGUGCAUCCUUAUCAUUGAAAAGCUCAAUUUCUGUGGCCCACCUGCUGGCAGCUCGGCAUGAUCUUUCAAAAAUCCUGAAAACUAGUAGCGGUUCAAUCCGGGAGAAAACUGCUUGUGCCAUUAAUAAGGUUUUAAUGGGAAGAGUUCCUGAUAGAGGUGGUAGACCAAAUGAAAUAGAGCCUCCUCCCCCUGAAAUGCCCCCUUGGCAGAAGAGACAAGAUGGACCCCCACAAGGUGGUAGAGGUGGAGGACGAGGUGGUUAUGAACAGUCUUACAGUGGUCGAGGUGGCUAUGAACAUGGUGGUGGUCGGGGUGGCUAUGAACAUGGUGGCGGCCGAGGAGGCUAUGAACAUGGUGGCGGCAGAGGAGGCCAUGACCAUGGUGGCGGACGAGGUGGCUAUGAACAUGGUGGUGGUCGAGGAGGCUAUGAACAAAGCGGUGGUCGUGGUGGAGGACGUGGAGGCUAUGAUCAAGGUGGUAACAGAGGAGGAAGAGGAAGCAAAGUUCAAGGAGGAUGGACAGAUGCUGGUGGCAGUAAUACUGGGGGGCACUAUCAAGACAGUGGCUAUAGAGAUUCUGGAUUUCAAAGUGGUGGAUACCAAGGUAGUGGUGGAUACCAAGGUGGUGGUUAUCAAAAUUCAGGCACUUACCAAGGAGGAGGAGGAGGAGGAUACGGUGGCUAUCAAGGCUCAUCCUACUCUGGAGGUGGAUUUCAGGGUGGAGGCUAUCAACAAGACAACAGAUAUCAAGAUGGUGGCCAUCAAAAUGACCGAGGAGGUGGCCGUGGAGGUGGCAGAGGAGGUCGAGGUGGCCGAGGUGGAAGAGGAGGACAUGGUGGUGGUUGGGGUGGUCGUGGGGCACAGAGCUAUAACCAAGGGGGUCAAUUUGAGCAGCACUUUCAGCAUGGAGGCUAUCAAUAUAAUCAAUCUGGUUUUCAACAAGGAAGGCACUACACCAGUUGAGCUUAUUCCAUCUAUGAUCACAGUAGAGCUCAGGUAAUAUGAGUGAUGCAUUGAUCAGAAAAGGUUUUGUUUUUUUCAUUCAGAUCAGUUGAAAUAUAGUCAACUGCAUGUGUGGAGUAAAUAAAAUCUCUAAAAAAUUAA
Molecule: messenger RNA, 2059 nt
Organism: Hyla sarda
Lineage: Eukaryota; Metazoa; Chordata; Amphibia; Anura; Hylidae
Gene: TSLIG3A
Product: family with sequence similarity 98 member A
Exons: 8
Coding region: 200-1918 (572 amino acids)
Cellular component (GO): tRNA-splicing ligase complex
Source: RefSeq, a predicted model, not a curated record